UUAUGCUUAUUUGGAAUUGCCCAGCCUUCGCAACUGUCUUUGUAUGCUUUGAUUCUUGUUCAUUGGGCUUGGACCCUGGGUUUCCUCUCCUCUGACCUACCUUUCUACCACUCUUCCAUUCAACAAGCGGCCUGAGCCACCAUGUCAGACUUUAAACCGACGGCCGUGACGCUUCCCCCGGUUGCCAGAUGUGCAUCCGGCAGGAGAGUCCCUAGUGAUACAACAUUGGCGGAUGUUGAAAAGCCCCAGUCAGGAUUCCUGUCUGAGAAGCUACAGGCAUAUCCGCAUGGGGAUGACGAUAGCAUCGAUCUCGAGUCGCAGGUCAACAGGAGGAAGAGGUGUGCUUCCAUCCGAUAUGCCAUCCUUUAUGUAUAUCGUCGGCUUUUCGGCCUAGUCUUCUUCGCCAACGUUGCCGUCUUCGUGGCAGUCAUGACAACGGACCAGAAACUGCUGGCACUGGUGAAUGCUGCCGCAGCUAACGUUCUUGCAUGUGGUCUUGCACGACAGCCCCUCGUGGUGAACGCCAUAUUUGUCACUGUCUGUUGGAUCCCUCGAGGAGCGCCGUUGUGGAUUCGCCGCGUGGCAGCCAAAGUCUACCACUAUGGGGGGGUGCAUAGUGGCUGUGGAAUUGCCGCGGUUAUCUGGUACAUGGGCUUCUUGGGCCUCAUGUCCAAGGAGUACUGGGCCCCUCCGACAGGCCAGUCCACGAUCUCGGUGACUCCUGUUAUCCUGGCCUAUCUCAUUGUCGUCUUGCUGCUCGCCAUUGUCAUUGUUGCGUACCCUGCAUUCCGGUUCAUCAAACACGACUACUUCGAGCUCACCCACCGAUUCUCUGCAUGGAUGGUCAUUGCUCUCUUCGUGGUUCUGCUACUGGUCUUUGCGGACGAAGCCAGUCAAGCAGCCAACGAGCCCUUCGGCCUCUUCUUGGUCAAACUGCCUGCCUUCUGGUUCUUAGUGGUUACCGUCGUGGCCAUUGUGCAACCAUGGGUGAUGCUCCGGAAAGUCAAAGUCCGACCCGAACGCCUCUCACCCCACGCCAUCAGGUUGCACCUGGAUCACACGACCACCAGCUUUGGGAAAGGCAUCCAGCUAGCCAAACACCCCCUUCGGGACUGGCACGGGUUCGCAACCUUCCCAGACCCCGACGGCAAGUCCUUCUCCUGUCUCGUUUCCAAAGCCGGUGACUGGACGUCAGCCUGCAUCAAAGACCAACCCACCCACCUUUGGAAACGAGGCGUCCUUAUCUAUGGCUUUGCUUAUGCCAUGCGCGUCUUCAAGCGUGUGGUAGUUGUCACGACGGGGUCUGGCAUCGGGCCAUGUCUCUCCUUCCUGGGCGAUGAUAAUCGUCCGGAUCUCCGUGUUGUGUGGCAGACACGAGCCCCCUUGAGGACCUAUGGACAGGAAGUCCUCAACCUGGUGCGCCGUAUGGAUGCCAACCCCGUUGUCAUCGAGACUAAUCAGUCGGGACGCGUCGACAUGGUGCCCAUCAUCCGACAACUCGUGAAAGAAUUCGAUGCCGAAGCUGUCUGUGUCAUCAGCAACCCAAGGGUGACCAAGUCAGUAGUAUACGAGUUGGAGUCCCGGGGGACGCCGGCAUUCGGUCCUAUAUUUGAUUCAUGAGUUCCUGCACCCUUUUGGCUUGUUCCCUGGAGGUAUUGGUCAGAUUUGAGUCUUUGACAU
This is a messenger RNA of Aspergillus candidus, 1680 nucleotides long. RefSeq names its product integral membrane protein TmpA. The record is from RefSeq and is a predicted model, not a curated record. NCBI's taxonomy places the organism in Eukaryota, Fungi, Ascomycota, Eurotiomycetes, Eurotiales, Aspergillaceae. Gene Ontology annotation, biological process: conidium formation; sexual sporulation resulting in formation of a cellular spore; regulation of conidium formation. The transcript has a single exon. The coding region runs from base 142 to 1620 and encodes 492 amino acids.